CUAGCGGUCUUGGUGAGGGCACGGGGCUAUACAGGCUGAGUGCUGCCCUCGGUCCCAGGAAGAAAACCAGUGCCCCAGGCGGCAAGGAGCGCGGCGCCUCGCGGAGAUGCUGCGGUCUGGCGAGGUCCACACUGGGCUAGGAGAGGAGAUAGAGAAAAUGGGAAGAUGGAAGGGAAAUCCCGUAUUGGGAGUCAUCUUGGCCUAAAUUACUGUAUGACCUUGAGCCGGUCACCUCCCCUCUCUGGGAAUGUUUCCUCAUCUGUAACAUGAGAGAAUCAAGACUCUUCCUGCUCUGACAUCCCAUCCUCCACAUCUCCGCAGACGACCAUCAUGGCAGUGGAGUUCGACGGAGGUGUUGUGGUGGGUUCUGACUCCCGGGUGUCUGUAGGCAGAAAGGCAGUGGUAAACCGAGUGUUUAACAAGCUGUCUCCACUACACCAACACAUCUAUUGUGCUCUCUCUGGUUCGGCUGCUGAUGCCCAAGCCAUGGUUGACAUGGCCACCUACCAACUGGAGCUCCAUGGGUUGGAACUGGAAGAAUGUCCGCUUGUUCUAGCUGCUGCCAACGUGGUAAGGAAUAUUUCUUAUAAAUAUCGGGAGGACCUGUCUGCACAUCUCAUAGUAGCUGGCUGGGACCAACGUGACGGGGGCCAGGUGUACGGAACCCUGGGAGGAAUGCUGACUCGGCAGCCCUUUGCCAUCGGUGGCUCUGGCAGCACCUAUAUCUACGGUUAUGUGGAUGCAGCAUAUAAACCAGGCAUGUCCCCUGAGGAGUGCAGGUGUUUCACCACCAAAGCUAUCACUCUGGCCAUGAACCGGGAUGGCUCUAGUGGGGGUGUCAUCUACCUGGCCACUAUUACAGCUGCUGGUGUGGACCAUCAAGUAAUUUUGGGUAAUGAGCUGCCGAAAUUCUAUGACAAGUGAAUCUUCCUCAGACUUCCUUUCCUUAUUUUGUAAUAAACUGUCUGGGACCAGAA
Acinonyx jubatus (cheetah) is the source of this 977-nucleotide messenger RNA. It is a transcript of the gene PSMB9, whose product is annotated as proteasome 20S subunit beta 9. The transcript has 6 exons. Gene Ontology annotation, molecular function: threonine-type endopeptidase activity. The record is from RefSeq and is a predicted model, not a curated record. Bases 331 to 924 code for a protein of 197 amino acids. Gene Ontology annotation, cellular component: proteasome core complex. Lineage: Eukaryota; Metazoa; Chordata; Mammalia; Carnivora; Felidae.